This is a messenger RNA of Cinclus cinclus, 508 nucleotides long. RefSeq names its product translocase of inner mitochondrial membrane 9 (gene TIMM9). The coding region runs from base 16 to 285 and encodes 89 amino acids. The transcript has 3 exons. The record is from RefSeq and is a predicted model, not a curated record. NCBI's taxonomy places the organism in Eukaryota, Metazoa, Chordata, Aves, Passeriformes, Cinclidae.
CACAGGUGGUGGAACAUGGCUGGACAAAUAUCAGAGUCUGAUCAGAUCAAGCAGUUCAAGGAGUUCCUUGGCACAUACAAUAAACUUACAGAAAAUUGCUUCGUGGAUUGCAUAAAGGAUUUCACUAGCAGAGAUGUGAAACCAGAAGAGAUAACUUGCUCAGAAAACUGCCUGCAAAAGUAUCUAAAGAUGACACAGAGGAUCUCCAUGAGAUUCCAGGAGUACCACAUCCAGCAGAACGAGGCUCUGGCAGCCAAGGCAGGACUGCUCAGCCAACCUCGUUAGACCAGAGCACUGUGCUCAGAAUUAAGCUGUGCCAGUGUUCCCUGGGCAAGAACACACUGGGGGAUUCCUACUGUCAGGAUGUGUGCCCAGCAGCUCAGAGCAGAGCUGGGGGUGCUGCUCAGGCAGUGGGAGCCAUGAAGGGUUAAACAGGAGCUCAGUCCUGCUGGCCUGGCAGUGGAGUUGUUUCCACAAGGGAAUGAUGCAGAUACAACUUUUCCCAGGG